GGGGGGACACGGGCGGAGGAUGCGGGGUUGGGAGCGCGGGGCGGGGACAGCGCUGCGGGGUGGGCGCUGAGCCGAGCGCGGAGGAAGAAAAGAAGGAAGGAAGGAAGGAAAGGAAAGAAGGAAGGAGGAGCUGGCCGGGCCGGAGCGAUGCUGGCGGCAGCAGCGCUGUGCGCGGCCGCGCUGGGCUGCGCGGCGGGGGCGCGGCUGCUCAGCGCAGUGGACGUUUCCCUCAGAAGAGGGCAGACGGUUUGCAGGCGUGGCACGCAGAAACCUUGCUACAAAAUCGUUUAUUUCCACGAUGCCUCCCGCAGGAGCAGCUACGAGGAAGCUCACCUGGCCUGCAGGGCCGACGGGGGACACCUGGUGAGCAUCGAGAGCCCAGCGGAGCAGAGACUGAUUGAAUCCUUCAUCAGGAGCCUGCUGGCCUCCGAUGGGGAUUUCUGGAUAGGGCUGAGGAGGAGGAAGGAGGAGGAGAACAGCACAGAGUGUCACAGCUUCUACUCCUGGUCUGAUGGGAGCUCGUCCAAAUUUCGGAACUGGUAUGUGGACGAGCCCUCCUGCGGGGGUGAGGUGUGUGUGGUGCUCUACCACCAACCCUCUGCCCCAGCUGGGCUGGGAGGUCCCUACAUGUUCCAGUGGAAUGAUGACAGGUGCUCCAUGAAAAACAACUUCAUCUGCAAAUAUUCCCUGGAGAAGCCAACAAGAGCUCCAAAAAACAAUUCCCAAAAAGCUGUGGCAACAGAGCCCUGGAGGGCAGAAUUCCCAGAGGAGAGGAGGAGGAAAAGUGCCAAUGGAACAGCUGGGGGAGCCAAAGAACCUGUUCAGAGCCUUGUCUACAUCCUGAUCUCCAUCAUUCCUGUGCUGCUUCUCCUGGUGGCCAUCACAGGCAUCUCCUGCUUUUGGCUGUUCCUGAAGAGGAGACAGGAGCUGGAGGAUGUGACCCCCAAGGGUGACAGUGCCUGGCUGCCACACCCCAGGAGGGACAGCCCCAAGCUGGACAUCUACAGAGUGAUCAACAGGCAGUCUGAGGCUGACCUGGCUGGGGCCAGGCCUGGCACCAAGAAUUCCUCUUUUCGUGCCCAGGAGGGGCUGGAGAGCCCUGGGGACCCCUCCAGCCCUGCCCUGGUGACACUGGCCAGCACAGAGAGUGGCUUUGUCACCAAUGACAUCUACGAGCUCUGUGGGGAGCGUGUGGGCAGGAGCAAGGAGUCCACCUGGGUGGACAAUGAGAUUUAUGGAUACUGAGGAAAUGGACCCAGAAAAACCACUGGGAUGUGGAUUUUGAAUAUCAGCAGGAGUUUACUCGCCCUCUCUGUGCACUUGGUUAACAGUGGGAUGUGUGGUGUUUGUCCUGGUUUUGCAUUGUCCCCUCAUUCUUCUGUUUUCUGAAAGAACUGGGGGUUUUUAAAGAUCCAAACUGAAUGUACAGAUCUUGCUUUGCACCAGGAAUGGCUUGUUAAUACCUUCAAUUCCUUUUUGUACCAAAGAUAUGCCUUGAAAGUGAAGGACAAUCCAAACCCUUAUUUAUUUACAGACCUCCUCCUCCUCCUCCAAGGUGCUAAAAGUUCCCUGUGCUGUGUGCUGAGCUUUCCUGGAGAUGCUGAAUGAAUGGAUGAAUUCCUCAGUUUGCUUUGCUUGUCUAUUAAAUUUCUUUAUCUCAACUCA
This is a messenger RNA of Oenanthe melanoleuca, 1665 nucleotides long. It is a transcript of the gene LAYN, whose product is annotated as layilin. The record is from RefSeq and is a predicted model, not a curated record. Gene Ontology annotation, molecular function: hyaluronic acid binding. The transcript has 8 exons. Lineage: Eukaryota; Metazoa; Chordata; Aves; Passeriformes; Muscicapidae. Bases 148 to 1245 code for a protein of 365 amino acids.